UCUGCAAUCUAUUUCAUCUUGUCUUGUGCUUGCUGUGAAUGAGGAAUACAUCAGUCUUGAUGAUACAAUCAACUUGAAAAGGGGAGAUCACAUUGCUGUUAUCCCACCUCUCAGUGGAGGUUGAUUUGCAAAACAAAAAUGGUGACAACAGAGUCUAAUUUUAUAAACAUAGCAGAACACUGUAUUGAUGUUGAAAAAAUCUCAUCCUUGGUGUCCACCUCUUCAACAGGCGCAACAUCCAUAUUUGUUGGAACAACACGUGAUUCAUUUAACGGGAAGAAAGUAGUGAGACUAGAAUACGAGGCUUACAAAAAUAUGGCAGAGAAAGAGCUUCGAAAAAUUUGCCAAGAUAUUCGACAAAAAUGGUGUGUUGUUCGAAUUGCUAUAUUUCAUAGAAUUGGGCUUGUACCAAUAUCCGAAGCAAGUGUUGUGAUAGCAAUUUCUUCUGUACAUCGUAAAGAUUCCUUGGAAGCAGUGCAAUAUUGUAUCGACCAGUUAAAGGCAAAUGUUCCUAUAUGGAAGAAGGAGGUUUAUGAUGACGGAGAAAGUAUGUGGAAAGAAAACAGUGAAUUCUGUAAGAGAUAAUUUUGUAAGAGUGCGAUGAAGAAUUAUUAAAAGGAGUAUAAAUCUUCUAAAA
Xenia sp. Carnegie-2017 is the source of this 637-nucleotide messenger RNA. RefSeq names its product molybdopterin synthase catalytic subunit-like. The record is from RefSeq and is a predicted model, not a curated record. Gene Ontology annotation, molecular function: molybdopterin synthase activity. Gene Ontology annotation, biological process: Mo-molybdopterin cofactor biosynthetic process. The coding region runs from base 139 to 585 and encodes 148 amino acids. The transcript has 4 exons. Gene Ontology annotation, cellular component: cytosol. Lineage: Eukaryota; Metazoa; Cnidaria; Anthozoa; Malacalcyonacea; Xeniidae.